AUGUUCGGCAUUGGCGACGACGACGAUGGCGAUUCCUGCCCCACGCACAAUCUCACUGCCCGUGCCAAAAAGACCUUCAUUGCCGGUCUCACGUUUCAAGAAUUCAAUCGUAUCCUUGCAGGUGCUUGCACAGCGCUGGCUUGUCUGGUCAGCUUCAUCCACAUCUGGCGACACGCUACUCACCUAUCAGUACCUCGUCAACAGGUCAAGGUCAUGAGAGUGAUUUCGCUGGUGCCUCUCUACGCCAUUGUCAACCUUCUCUGCAUCUGCUUCCCCCAGGCUCAAGUCUACCUCGACCCGAUCCUCGAACUAAUCCAAGCAUUGUGCCUGGCUUCAUACUUUAUGCUUCUGUGCGAAUACAUUUCUCCACACAACGAGGGCCGUGAUGGCUUCUUCUCCCAGAUUGAGAUCAAGGACAAGAAAGCCGAGGGUGGUGUUGUCCAGGAUGGUGUCAAGUGGUUCGCCCAACGCUGCUUCAUGAUUUUCCAGUACUGGGUCGUUGCUCUUGGUAUCGCCAUUGCCACCAUCGUCACUCAAGUCGCCGGCGUCUAUUGCCAGUACGAGAGCAAGACCGAGUUUGCCAAGCUUUGGCUCAGCAUCGCCGCUACCCUGUCCUCUGGUAUGGCCAUUGCUGCGGUCUUGCUUGUUGCUAUCCAGCUCAAGACGCACAUGCCCGACCUCAACCCCAUGACCAAGCUCAUCGCCAUCAAGCUUGUCGUCGGUCUUGCUUUCCUCCAGCAAAUCCUCUUUUGGAUUCUUCAGAGCACCCACGUCCUCAAAGAGACCGACACGCUCACCUAUGCCGAUUUGCACUACGGUAUCCCCUCGCUCCUCAGCUGUCUAGAAAUGGUUCCCAUCUCUCUCAUCAUGUUUUGGGCCUACCCUGUUGGCCCUUACAAGCUCGAGUCUCUCGUUGCUCGUGGUGCGGAGCGUGGUGAGACCCAGAACUGGGCUCCUACAUCCUACCAGGGCGGCUUUCUCGGCAUUCGUGCCUUUUUCAGCAUGCUCAAUCCUCUCAAUGUCAUCAAGGCUACUUUUGCCGCCUUUGCCAUCUCUGCUCGGGACUUUUCGUCCUCCAAGUUUAGCCGCAACGACAGUGGUAGCAACACUUACGCCACCGGUCCUGGCUACCAGCAGCCCCCAAGUCAGUACCGCUCCAACAACUACGGUGGGCAGUCUCGGGGCCCUGCAGGUCUUGCUCGUGAAGCCUUCAACCAGUUUGGUCCUGGUCGCAGCGCCCGAAACGGCUUCAACAAUGGACAGGCUCGCCACAACGGUCGCAGUUACGACCACACUCGCGGUAACUCGUACAACGAGUACCACGAGUCAUACCCCAUGAAUCAGCGACGAUGA
Messenger RNA from Beauveria bassiana ARSEF 2860, 1353 nucleotides. RefSeq names its product DUF300 domain protein, putative. Gene Ontology annotation, biological process: transport. Gene Ontology annotation, molecular function: transporter activity. The transcript is spliced from 4 exons. The record is from RefSeq and is a predicted model, not a curated record. The coding region runs from base 1 to 1353 and encodes 450 amino acids. Lineage: Eukaryota; Fungi; Ascomycota; Sordariomycetes; Hypocreales; Cordycipitaceae.